Messenger RNA from Drosophila guanche, 312 nucleotides. Its product is annotated as cecropin-2. NCBI's taxonomy places the organism in Eukaryota, Metazoa, Arthropoda, Insecta, Diptera, Drosophilidae. The transcript has 2 exons. The record is from RefSeq and is a predicted model, not a curated record. Gene Ontology annotation, biological process: defense response to Gram-negative bacterium; defense response to Gram-positive bacterium; antibacterial humoral response. Bases 64 to 255 code for a protein of 63 amino acids. Gene Ontology annotation, cellular component: extracellular region.
ACAACAUAUAAUCAGCGCAUCUCGCUUUCUAUAACGCAAGAAAUAUACUUAGAAAAUUUCAUCAUGAACUUCUACAAGAUCUUCUUCGUCGUUGCCAUCAUCCUGGCCAUCGGGAUGGGGCAGUCGGAGGCCGGUUGGCUAAAGAAAAUUGGCAAGAAAAUAGAACGCGUUGGCCAGCACACUAGGGAUGCCACCAUCCAGGGACUGGGCAUUGCUCAACAAGCAGCCAAUGUGGCAGCCACAGCUAAAGGCUGAGGUCUCCUAAUUACAAAUAAUUGUAUUAAUAUUAUUAAAAUGUAUUUCAUAACCUGA